GUAAAACACUUGUAAAACUCCUAUCCUUAUCUAACACUCUGGGGGCUGCAUUAGCAAAAGAAAUGUUGCUACAACAACAGCAAGCGCGCACACACACACACACACACACUCUUACAGUGACUCUCUUACGCUCUUACAUUGACACGUGCACACUUAAACGGCAGGCGGUCGUCGCAUAGCGUACCGUUUUUAUUUCAUAUGGCCGCAACAACAACAAAUGCAACAACAAGAGCAACGAACAUACGGCAAACACCUGAAACCAAAAAACAGUGCACAAGUGUUACUCAGCGACCAAGCACGCGUGUAAAAAUGUCGCCCCGCCAGCAACAACAAAAGUAGUGGGAAUAGCACACAAAAACAAUUGAACAACUGAGAAACGAACGUAAUAAACAACAUUGAAAGGAGUCGCACAUACAACAACUACAACGUUCAAGAAAAACGUGGGAGCAGCGUUCUCUGCAAUCGCUCUCAGAGAGAUAGAGAGACAGAUAGAGAGAGAGUGAGGCAAGCAACAGCGCAAUUGGCUUUUUAGCAGCUUGAGCUUUCAUUUUGAGGACGCUGCGCAGCUGUCGACGUUGACGUUGUCAGAGAGGAGACAAAGAGAAGGAAAGUUAAAUAUUGAAACUGCAUUUUGUGCAAUCGCACAGCAGUCAUGGCCACAGCAGCAGCAGCGGCAGCAGCAACCACAAAAAAAGGCAUCAACAGCAGUAACAACAAAAACAAAGGGGAUAAAGGAAAAUCCCGUCGUAAUGAGCGGAAUAUCUUAACCUUUUAUGAGAAAAUUGCCGUAAUACGUUAUUACGAUGAAACGAAUAUAUCAAGGAACAGUCUGGCAAAGAUGUUCCAUUGCUGUGCGACACAAAUACGCCGAAUUUUGGAGAAGAAGCGGGAACUGCUGCAGCAACUGGCAACGCUCAGCGAAGCGGAUGCAUCCAUAAUUAUUGAGGAGAUGACGCGCAAGCGUCGCAAGUUCGAGAUGAGCGCCAUUAGCUUCCUCCUGCACGAGUGGGUGGAGCGAUCCCGUCAGCUGCGACUCAGCGUCAGCAUACGGAAUCACACGCUUAAGGAGACGGCACUCAGGAUGGCAGCUGUGCUCAAUUUGCCGGCAUUUAGGCCAUCUUAUCGCUGGCUGAAUCGCUUUCGUGGCAAAUACAAGUACGAGGAGGAUGAUCUGGGCUAUACGGGAUCGAGUCCCGUAUCCGGUACACUGCCCGUGGAACAGAUUAUAGUGGAGUUUAAGCAUGCUCUGCCCAAUUUUAUGCAAAAGGAACUCGCCGACAUCGAUGGAGAUGUGAAGUUGAACAUAACGACACCAGAAUUGGUCAACUUAUCGAGCGAUAACAGUGAAAUAUCUGAUGGAGAUGAGCAGGAUGACGAUGGUGUCGAAAUGGUGACCUGUGAGCCAAGUGUGCUGCCGUCGCCGGCAAGCACAUCGGAUGGGGAGGAUGAACCCCCAAUGGAAUUGCCCCUGCAGCAGCAACAGCAGCCGGAGGAGGAUCCUUCGACCAGUCUACUGAUGAAUGCCGGCACCUGCACGCUGCUCAGCAGCGUCUUUCCCCACUUGGCCAUCAUUCAUCAGUUCGCUCUCAUGAACUCUGAUGUGCAGGCAUUGGAGCUGAUCUCACAGCUGGGCGUGCACAUGCAACAGCAAGCAACCUCCGGCGCCUAUCGCGCCUUAUCUCUGGCGACAAGUGGAGGGGAACCCCCAGAGCUGCCACCGGGCACCAUUUAUGCAGAUAUCGAUGAUAUCGAAUUGAUAGAAUAGACCUUAACUUAUUAACUUAACUUACUAUGUGUAUUAAUAAAGUCAGCUAGCACUUACCAUGCG
Molecule: messenger RNA, 1828 nt
Organism: Drosophila innubila
Lineage: Eukaryota; Metazoa; Arthropoda; Insecta; Diptera; Drosophilidae
Gene: ebd2
Exons: 3
Coding region: 653-1765 (370 amino acids)
Molecular function (GO): DNA binding
Source: RefSeq, a predicted model, not a curated record